Molecule: messenger RNA, 9297 nt
Organism: Zootermopsis nevadensis
Lineage: Eukaryota; Metazoa; Arthropoda; Insecta; Blattodea; Termopsidae
Source: RefSeq, a predicted model, not a curated record
AGUACACAUCUAAUACGUUACUUGGUUGCUGUGUUUGAAUAUAAUAAAACUACAUCAUGGAUCACGUGCUAUAAGUAUGUAUAGUACUUAUGAAAUUACGGCGUUAAUACAUUUCAUUUGCUACAACGCGCAUGUCCUGUUGUGUUUCAUUGUUCACUGUCAAACAAAAAUCUAAAUUGACGCUUGUGUAACCAGUGACACCAGAAAACACACAUUUCUGUAAAAAUUUGUAAUCAGGCACUUAUGUUCAUGCCAUCAUUCAGUCUUAUUUCAUAGAAGGCAGUCAGUUGUUGCGCGUUCAGGCAAAUAUUCAUAAUAUUCUGUGUUAAUUUCUUAGUUUGAUGGUUAUGACAGUGACCAUGACGAACCACAAUCAGUGCAGAACGAUUUAAAGGUCACCUUGACAAGUAUAUCGGCAGGUUUAAAUUGGAGUUUUUUGGUUGUUCAGUCAAACAGUUUAAAGAAAUCAUACCAUUAUGUCUAUAUCAAGGGAGGAUGCUCCUAAUUCAUCUCCACCAAUAUAUAACAGAUUCAUUGAGAGAGGGUCUCAUAAAGGAAAAGGGUUAGCUGUCUUUACAAGUGGUGGUGAUUCACAAGGUAUGAAUGCAGCUGUCAGGGCUGUGGUGCGGAUGGGAAUAUACUUAGGCUGCAAGGUUUUUUUCAUCAAAGAGGGCUACCAGGGCAUGGUGGAUGGUGGACAGCACAUUGUUGAAGCUACCUGGUCUUCUGUUUCCUCCAUUAUACACAAGGGUGGUACAGUAAUUGGAUCAGCACGUUGCAUGGAGUUCAGAGAACGUGCUGGUCGUCUGAAGGCUGCAAAGAAUUUGGUGGCCCGAGGUAUAACAAACAUGGUAGUGAUUGGUGGUGAUGGGUCAUUGACAGGUGCCAACUUAUUUCGUACAGAAUGGUCAAGUCUGCUUGAAGAACUUGUGCGGACUGGUCAGAUAACAAAGGAUCAACAGACAAAGUACGCACACCUGCAUAUUGCAGGAAUGGUUGGUUCUAUAGACAAUGAUUUCUGUGGUACAGACAUGACCAUUGGUACAGACUCUGCUCUGCAUCGGAUCAUCGAGGCAAUUGAUGCAAUAGUUUCUACAGCGUAUUCACAUCAACGGACAUUCAUUAUGGAGGUUAUGGGCAGGCACUGUGGGUAUUUGGCUAUUGUCACUGCUUUGACUAGUGAGGCAGAUUAUGUUUUCGUUCCUGAAAUGCCACCCCCUCGGGAUUGGCCCACCAAACUUUGUGACAAGUUGGAGCAGGAGCGUUCUACAGGACAGCGGCUCAAUAUCAUCAUUGUUGCUGAGGGGGCUAUUGACCGGGAUGGGGAACCUAUCACAGCGGAGAAAGUGAGGCAGGUGGUUGUGGAGAACCUGCAACAGGACACAAGAAUAACAGUUCUGGGACAUGUCCAAAGAGGUGGCAAUCCAUCAGCUUUUGACAGAGUUUUGGGAUGUCGGAUGGGUGCAGAGGCUGUGAUGGCACUUAUGGAAGCCACUCCAGAGACUGAAUCCUGUGUGGUUUCACUAGAUGGUAAUCAGGCUGUGCGGUUGCCUUUGAUGGAGUGUGUAUUGAAAACAAAAGCAGUCACAAAAGCCAUGGGUGAUAAGGACUGGGAAAAUGCUGUACAGCUACGUGGCAAGAGUUUUGUGCGUAAUUUGGAGACCUACAAAAUGCUUACAAGACUGAAACCUCCUAAACCUGUAGUUGAAGAUGUGGGUCGUCCAUCUUUGUGUAAGCAAGACACAUUAUGGGGGUCUUCGGAAGGCUACAAUUUGGCUGUAAUGCACAUUGGUGCACCAGCAUGUGGGAUGAAUGCAGCAGUGCGCUCGUUUGUACGUAACUGCAUCUAUCGAGGUGAUACAGCUCUGGGCAUCCAUGAUGGUAUCGAGGGACUUCUUGCAGGAAAUGUUCAGAACAUGGGCUGGGCAGAUGUGACAGGUUGGGUAGCACAGGGUGGAGCCAUAUUAGGUACAAAGCGCACCUUACCCAAAGCUCGAAUGGCCCAAGUGGCAGCUCGACUUGCAGAAUUCAAAGUCCACGGACUUCUUAUCAUAGGAGGUUUUGAGGCUUAUCAGGGUGCCUUGCAGAUGUAUGAGGCACGCUCUGAGCACCCAGAAUUUUGUAUUCCCAUUGUUGUCAUCCCUUCGACAAUUAGCAACAAUGUGCCCGGAACAGAUUUCUCUCUUGGCUGUGACACAGCUCUCAAUGAAAUCACAGAGAUUUGUGACCGCAUCCGUCAGUCGGCUCAGGGUACAAAGCGGAGAGUGUUUAUAAUUGAGACAAUGGGUGGAUAUUGCGGUUAUCUUGCCACUGUAGCAGGGCUUGCUGGAGGUGCUGAUGCAGCUUAUAUAUUUGAAGAGAAAUUUUCUAUUAAGGAUUUGCAACAAGAUCUGUACCACAUGGCAGCAAAGAUGGCUGAGGGUGUUCAGAGAGGACUCAUACUCAGGAAUGAGAGAGCCAAUGAUAACUACAACACAGACUUUGUCUACCGACUUUACACAGAAGAAGGAAAGGGACUCUUCAGCACUCGACAGAAUAUCCUGGGUCACAUGCAGCAAGGUGGAUCUGCCACUCCAUUUGAUCGUAACAUGGGAACCAAGAUGGCGUCUAAGGCUGUUGAAGGGCUGAUGGAACAGCUCAAGCGUGCUGAACGUCGGCCGGAUGGUAGCAUAUACAUAAAUACUCCUGAGUCUGCGGUUAUGAUGGGCGUCAUUCGUCGCCAGUACAGAUUAACUCCUCUUGAAGCUUUGAAAGCUGAUACAGACUUUGAGCAUCGAAUACCAAAGAACCAGUGGUGGCUGAAGCUGCGCCCUUUGCUUCGAAUCUUGGCAAAGCAUGAGAGUGCCUACGAGGAGGAAGGUAUGUACAUGACUGUAGAGGACACGAAUGUGGCCGAAGGCGUCAUAUAAACACACAGCAUAGUUGUGAGCAAGAUAACAUUAGUCACUCCUAGAAUAUAUACUAGAUGUCAUCUAGAAUUUACCUGGAAGGUGGUGUUUAAUUGACAGAGAUGGAAACAAACAGUUCAGAUGUGAGAGUGGUGGAUUUGUGCAGUUUGGGUUAUUUGCUGAUGCAAUAAAUGUAUCUGUUGCAUAUGUUACUGUAAUAUUUUCAACACACAGACCAGUCUGAUAUGACAUAUAUGUAUUAUUAAUCUUUAAGCAUAACUUUGAGAUGCUGAUGUUCGACUGCUGUAGGAUGACAUCUCUUUGAUUGAAUUUCAUGAAUGCAGGUUUAUAGCACAAAAUUUGAAAAGACAGAUAUUUAAAAUGUAAUACGCAAUUAACAAUACAAUGUUUUUAUCCCUUGUUAAAUAAUUACUUGCAUUUCUGUCUUAUAACAUAAAUGGCUUGUUAGUGGUAAUGCUGUAUGUUGACAUGAAGGAAACCUUAAAAUGUUUGCCACUUAACAUGUAUUCUUUAUUUAACUAGAACAGAUCUGAGAAAUUCAAAACUUAUAACAAGACAUUCUUUGCACUUUGAUAAUGCGUCCUAAGAAAUCUUUCAAAUAUAUUUUUAAUUAAUCUUUUUCUAAUAAUUUUGCAAUCGAUAGCCAAUCAGAAGUAUGGGAAUUUGAAGAGCUACAAACAAGACUAAAGAUAAUUAGUAGCCUAGUUCUCUGCAGUUACUGGUUUUGACUCUUUAAACUUGCAAAAUGUGAAUUUGUGCCUAGAGACCUUCAUCCCUUUAUCUGCAGUAAUUUUGUCUUCAUUGUAUAUGAUAUAUUUGUAUAAGUUACGUGUCCUUUCAGUAAUUCAUUUUUGAUUUGGUGGUCUUUUUGUCCCUUUUCUUGGUAACUGCAAGACUGAAAAUUACAGUAUUCAACUGAUGCCAUUUAUCAAACAAAAUGCAAAUUAGUUUUGACCUCUGCAUACCACAUGCAUAACAAGUUUAUUUACACAUGUGCCAUGUUCCAUUUCUAUUAAGUGAUGGCAAAGGCAGAUUCUUGAAUAUUUGUACACUCUGAUUUACACACAGUUGCUGACUGAAGUGAAAUUUAAAUUGAAAUUAAAGAUAUUUCACUUCAGUGAUAAAAAUGGAACUCUUAUUUCUCAUUGAUUGUUGUAAUGUUUCAUUGGUUAUGAAUAUUGUAAUAGUAGAAAAUACAUGUGAUAUAAACUUGGCAUAAUUAAGAAGUUUAGAUAAUGUUAUUUAUUUGCUAUAAUGUUUGUACUUUCCGGAAAUGCUUUUGAGCAUCUUUUAAGGGCUGAAAUUAUGGAGAUUAAUUGGAGGAUGUGGAGUGAAUAGGACCCUCAACCGAAUCUCGGUUUCUAGCUGUAAUAUCUCAGCUUGAAAGUGUUGACUUGGGUUUUAUUUUGAAGAAUUGCACUUACAGUCUAGCUCUUUCAGGCUUUGUUUAUUCUUCGUAGGCAUUAUGUAAGAAGUAGGCAAGGCCUGAAUACAAGAGUAGCGUUAAUGAUGUUAUAUUUUGUUAGUUAACAUUAGUAUUUGUUAUUAUUUCUACCAAUACUAGCAACCAAAGAUAAUGGAUUCUGACUGAAUUAUGUUGCUGGAAGAUAAUAAUUAUACUGGGUAAGUUGAAAUUUUUUUGUGUCUUUAGAAUAUGGUAAAAUUUCUCAUCCUUAAGGAAAGAAACUAAUUAUGUAUUUGUAGUCAGACUCAAAUAUGGCACCCCUGUAAAUACUUCCUCCAUCACAUUGCACCCAAGAAAGCUACAGAAUAGACAUUUGAAAGGGUAGCCGCCAGUACAGUGUUACCCCUGCUAGCUACCAUCCACUGACAUCUGUGGCAGUACAUAUGCACAAUUAAAGAUCACAAUCAUGUUUGGUAUAACACAAUGCCAUUUUGUUUCCACUGGCUAUACUGACAACUGCCUGGAAUGUCCAGUUGUAAAAAUACUGACAACCAACUUGUGUGUUACAGACUGAACCUAUUCAAUAAACAAAUAGUAGCACCUCAAAGAGGGAAUUGUGUUGUUACUAAGGGUUAACUGUAUAAAUGGUGACAUUCCAAAUCCAGGCAGUUACAGUAAAUUAAUCUGCUACUGGGAGAGGUAAAAUCCCAAAAACUUGUACAGUUAUAAGUCCACCCCAGUUUUUGUUGUUUGACGAGUCUAGUGGACUUUUCUGUGAUGAAAGUGUUUCCUGACAUUUUCCUUGACUAACGUACAGUACACAAACACAUUUCAGUUUGAAUAUGAUUACCAGACAGGUCAGAGGGUAAGGAAGUUUGGUAUGCACAGAUACAGGUGCAUAUAAUAAAAAUCAGUUGCAUUUGUGUGACGUAGGGAAAUGGGCAGUGUUGAGUAUUGCUGAAAAAUACAUGUGUCUCUUCAAAGAACAGUAUCUUGGUGCAGGCCAGUAAAAUAGUGCCAACUGUUUCUUCCUUUUAUGGGGUAAACUGAUUAGUAUGCACUGUGUUGGAAAUAUUAUCAGAGUAAAAAAGUGCAUAUUUGUGUCAGUUUAAAUGGAUUUUAACUACAUUAAAAGCAUGUAUUACACAUUCACAGUUUGAAGUGCUAUUGGUAAGGUGUGAUUUGUUAGUUAUGUGGAGCAGUGGCCAAUAGCUUGUGUUCCAAGGUUCGUGUGCAGACCCCAGAUUAUUUUUUGUGGCUUUUAAGUCCUUUUAAUGAAAGGUGGUUUUUUGGUAAUUGUUCUGUUGUUUUAAAUUAGAAAAGGAGAAUGUUAACAUUACUGCCCCAAGGAUUUUUAGAUCAGAUGGCAAGUGUUUGCUUUACUUUUUCAUAGGAUUUUCAAAAAUUAUUAUAUUUUUGUGGUCCUGUCUUUUCACAUUGAUUAAAGUUAGCUGCAUUUAUGUUAAUAAAUUUUGAAAUAUGUUUGUGUAUUAUAUUUUGUUAGAUUUGUGUACCUCCAUGCAACAAAGUCCUCCUUGAGAACCUAAUAGUACCCCCAUGCAUAAAAAUGUAAUUGCAAAAUUGGAACAGUAGUGUAUGCAGUUAGAAAUAUUCAAACUCAUUUUCUGAGACCUCGCAUAAAUAGAUCAGGGGCCGCUGAACUAGAUGGUUCAUUUUUUCUGACUAAAAUAAUAUUGUUACAAAGGAUCAGUGAUCUAUGUGAUGAGCAUGAAGUUUUCAGCUGUAUAAACAUGGUAGAUAGAAUGCCUCAUUACAUAUUUAUGUAAGAAACUGUAUAACCAUAGUAAAAUGUGUAACAACCAGGGGCCACCAGGGUGGUCCAGAGGUUAGUGUACAAAUUUAGUAUUUACAGGAUUUUGGGUUUGAUCUUGUCUGUUACCACUUAUCUAUAAAAUAAAUGCAAGUAAAAAUAUAUUGCAGUAGAAUAACAAUAAAUCAUCCAAGGACAGGAAAUAAGUCAACUUUUGAAGCAACUAUUAUCAGAUCCACCUCAUGCAGUUUCCAGCAUAAUUGUCACAUAAUGAAUUUAAUGUUACAAACCAUUAGAAAAUUAUGUUAUUAAGGUAUAAUUUUAGUCUCAAAUUUGUCAAGAUAUCCUGUACUCAAUUUAACCAGCCUACCUUUGUGUACAGACAAUGUGAACCAUGUAAUUAGUCAGAUAACAAACUGCUUUGUAAUGGACAAUAUGGUUUUCGUAUAAAAGAGGACUUUCUGCAGUGAUAAUUUAUGGUUUUUGUAGAUCUGCCAGUGGCUGUCAGUACUCUCAUUUGUAGAAAUAUUAUAAAUCCUUUGAGAACAUAAAAUUAUUUUUAUAGAGAACAGCAUCUGUCAUAUCAUAAUUACCUGUCCGUUCUGGUCUGCAGUGUGUUUUAUUCUGAAUAUCAGCAUACAUGUUCCGUAAACAAAGCUAUGCAAUCAGUCAUUUUGUUUCUUUGUUAAAAAGCUGAUUCAUUUUACGUUGCUCUCAUACCACACUGCUCUGUGUUUGUUAAGUUGGAGGUAAUCCUUUUCAAGGACAAAUGUAAUUUGUUGUGUCACCUUUGCCAGGCUAGGUCCUUUUUUAUGCAAAAUUAGCAAAGAAACAAUAUAAGUUAUCUAUUUUGUGCACAUCCAUAGGCCCUUAGAUGUGGAGUAGCACGUGGUGCAAAAUUGCAGUUUCUGUGAUGAAGUACAAGUAGAAAGCAAGCUACACAUGGCAUCAUACUUAUAUGAAAUUUAUAGUGCAAAAUGUGACCAGAUGAUCAUCGAAGUUUUGUUUUUUGCAGUGACAUUUUUAAUACUUAAUUUUUAUUGUGGUCUGUGACUACAUUUUGCCACAGGGUAUGCUAAGUUGAUUUGUGGUGACUCCAUAUGCUCUCUCUCAUCCUUAGACAUUGUUAUUGGUUUUAGUAAGAAUUGCUUUUAAAAAUACUGUGUAGUAUUGCAUAAAACCUUGAAGUUACUGUGUUUGCUUGAGUUGGGGACGUUAAUUAAGAUGGCAAAAUUUCAUGAUCUCUGAUAUUUAAAGGAACACAGGCAUACAAGCUGUGUUUGUGAUCCACACAAAUUGGAAAUAUCUUAGAAAGAAGAAGAUCAAUAAACUUAUUUAUUUUGGAGGCGUGAGUUUGUAAAAAAGGGUAAGGUUUAUUUGCAAAUAAUAAUAUACUUCAUUGUGUAUUCUGCCUCUCAGUAUUUGAUUUGCCAAAGUCUGGAACAGUAUUUUUUAUCAGGUCUUUGGAUAUUAUGAACUUUAUUUGUGGUAUGUCACAAAACAUUUAUUGUGAAAGAAUUUGUGAUGAGUUCAUGUUAAAUUUACAUGUGGUAUGGUAUUAAUAGUGAAAUGUCAGGAGAUUAAAAAAAUAUGUAUAUAAUAUGAGAUAUAUAGUGAAAUAUGAAAAUUCUCUUCGUUGUGAUAUAGAUAGUCUACCAUCAAAGAACCAAGUGUUACAUUUAUGUGUUCAUUGAAAGUUGUUCCUUAAACAAAAAUUUGUUAAGAAAAAUAAAAUUUCUCUAAUUUAAAGGCAAUAAGUAAAGGUAUGCUGACCUGAGAUAAUACAUAUAAACUGUGUUAAAGAACACUAAGUACAAGUGUGUGUGUAUCAUAAUGAUGGGUAAUUAAAAGAACAAUUUUGUAUGAAGGAAAAGGGAUAAAUUCAAAAAGGAACCAAAACAGCAUUUUUGAAAUUUAUUGACAGUGGUUCACUCCUUAGUGUAAGUUAAUUUUUGCUUGGUGUGUUUUUGUUGAGAGAAAAGUCAUUACAUAUAAUGAAAAUGCAGCUAUUAAUUUUUCAGAUAUGUUAACAGAGCAUUUCAAUUGAAUGUUGUAAAAGGAGUUGGUGGUGGUAUUGUAGAGUGAUGAUCGCUACAACUCAGAUGACAGCCAUCUUCUUAUUUUAAAAUAUGUUUGCAAAAAAUGCGUAGUUAUUUUAAAAAAACAUUAGAACUGUUUCAGUAAUUUUAUGCAGGAAAGAUGUGCCCUCUGGAACAUUACUUAUUAGUGGCAUUGAAUGUGUUGAAAUGGUAUUUGGUGGUAGAAGGAAAGCAUAAUUACCUUUUUGGAUGUAUGAAGACAGUGAAUAGUAUAAUCAUUUUGUAUAUUUUACUUGGUGCUUGAUAAAUGUAUUACCUCAAUUCCUAACAGUAAUGAAGUGAUUAUGUUAAGAAAUCGAACAUUGCUUUUGAUGUGUGUAUGUAUUUUGUUAAAACUACUGUUUCAAUAUCAACUAAGGUAAUGCUUUAAACAUGAUGUCUAAAUUAAAUUAGCGAUGUGACACAUCACAGCGAAGUUAAUAUGAGCAGAACUGUCUUUAUAAUAUUUGUAAUUUUCCAGCCAUGUCUCAUGAAAUGCUAAUAACCUCUGCAAUUGAUACAGCAUAAUGAAUUAACCUAAGAAACAACAAAAUAUGUUCAAACACGAGUUUAUUAUUUACAUUUACAAAAUUGAGAUUUUUUUUUAUAUGAUGAUUACUUCCUUGAAGCAAAUUAACAUGAUGGCUCUUGCCUUAUUUGUUGUAGUUUUGCCCAUUUUACCUGUAACAGACUUUGACAAAGAAAUUCCUAUCCUAUUCUUUAAAGCAAUAGAUAUGCAAUAUAAUUAUUAAGCAAAAUAAGUUUAGUGUAGUUGUACAAAACAUUAUAUAAUUUCAAUUGUAUUCAUGAAAAGUGUGCCUGAAAUACUGAGGCAUGUUACAAAAUGUGAGAUUUUGAGAAGCACUGUUUCAGGUUGGUACUCCUGAUCAUGAGUGUGAUACUCUUGGCAGAGCAUAGUACUACAAUAGUUCAGUAAUGCAAUAACCUCCUGCCACUGCUUCAGUGUUUUUGAUUUAUAUGUAUUAUAAAAUUAUGUGCUGUUUAUUAUGAAGAAGAAAUUAAAUUAAUAACUCAAAUUUCUAAUCUGUAUAAGAGUGAAAUACUAUAACCAUAUUAGAAAAAUGUAAAGUGUUUAAAUAAACAGUGUGGAUUUAUCCAUAAGGUAUAAAAACA